Messenger RNA from Gongylonema pulchrum, 576 nucleotides. The record is from the annotation of a GenBank genome assembly. Lineage: Eukaryota; Metazoa; Nematoda; Chromadorea; Rhabditida; Gongylonematidae.
AUGAGUGGAGCUGGCCAGGCGGUGGUGCCGGACCCGGGUCCUGCAGCAGCAGUAGCAGCAGCACCGUUCUCUGAUGUCUGGGACCAGGAUGUAACGGACAGUGAAGACCUGGGAAGCUCAGUGUCGAAGUAUGUGCGAUUGGAUGCUUCUUCGUUGGGUGGUGCACUGAGCGAGGGCGAGGAGCCUGGCCUGGACAGCAAGGAACGGUUCGCACGUGAGAACCACAGUGAAAUAGAGCGGCGACGACGAAACAAAAUGACUCACUACAUUAACGAACUUGCCGAAAUGGUACCUCAGUGUGCUGCGCUCGGCCGUAAACCGGAUAAACUAACCAUUCUGCGAAUGGCAGUCUCCCAUAUGAAGACUAUCCGAGGUGUGUCACACAGUGAAUCAUCAUCAUCAUCAUCGUAUAAGCCUUCGUUUUUGUCCGAUCAAGAGCUGAAGCAUUUGAUCCUGGAAGCUGCCAAUGGAUUUUUGUUUGUUGCAUGUUGCGACACUGGUCGAAUUCUGUUUGUGGCCGAUUCGAUUGUCCCCGUCCUGAAUUUACGUCAGGUACCUGGUGUUUCUUUAUUUUAA